Leishmania braziliensis MHOM/BR/75/M2904 is the source of this 2922-nucleotide messenger RNA. RefSeq lists its product as hypothetical. The coding region runs from base 1 to 2922 and encodes 973 amino acids. NCBI's taxonomy places the organism in Eukaryota, Euglenozoa, Kinetoplastea, Trypanosomatida, Trypanosomatidae. The transcript has a single exon. The record is from RefSeq and is a predicted model, not a curated record.
AUGGCGCACGCUCACACAGACCCGAAAUCCAUUGACCACACCCUGCAAAAUACAUACGAUGAACUGCGGCGUGGGGAAAACCAGCACUACCGAUCCGCCGAAGCCCGGUACACAAAUCAUGUAAAAGAACUGCUGGGCAACUUGGAGCGCUACCUCGAGACGUGUGGCGUGCAACUCCCCACUGAGGUGCAGGAGGGCUCAGAGAUUACUGCGGCCGCGGCUGCAGCUAGCGAGCAAGCGGUCUUCGUGGUGUCAUCGCGAGGUCGUUUGAUGGGGACUCAUCGCGUAAGCCAACCACACUGCAUAAGCGGUAGGUCUGCGCCCGCGUCUGCGGCAGUAAGCUAUGUGAAGCGCGACCGCGACGCUGUGAGCCAGCAAGAGGAAACAAGCAACAACCUUAGUGCUCGCUCAAGUGGCCCAGUCUAUAGCGGAUGGGGAAAUCUAGCAACCCCAUGCGAGGCGCGGCGUGGCAGCAGCGUGGCGAACGCGCACCUUACCAUGAGCAGUGGCCCCGUAGCUGCGGCAACGUCGACUCUGCACAGUACUCCUCUGCAGAGUGGCCAGGCACAUGCCAUGUCUGGCUCAUCCUUUUCUUCCCUUGAGGCUGCCUACCAACGGCACCCCACUCUGAGCAAAAAGAGCGUGUGUACGGCCAACAGCGAAAGCAGGGCGAGUCUUCUGUACAACUCACAGCAAGCGACCAGGGCGCACACUGCAUACUCCCCCUCAUCGACAUUCAUUCUCGUCACCGUUGGGGCAGACGACAACGCGGAGGGCAACAUCGCCCCUCUCAUGUACAGCAACGACGCCGCUGGCGUUGACAGCUGCAGUGUGGACAGUGCCAGUGCUCCCAUCGUGGCCAUUAUCAACUCUAGGGACAGCGGCGAUAGCGGCCCAAGGAGCAGGAGGCGCGGCGGGAGCCCGGCAGUGCGGUCGCCCCCGGCACCACCACCUACGGUGCAGGAUUACUGCACAGGGGUGGGCGCGCGCGGCAGUCUCUACGCAUCAGGCGACGGUGUCAGCCGCAGCUGCAGGACCUACCCUAUAGUGUCGAAGGCGAUUGCCGGUGUUUCGGAUGCAGACUCGGGUGCCGCUCGCACUACUGCCGGUCAUGACCGCUGGGGAGAGUUCGGUACCUUUGUGCAGUCGAUCACGGAGACCCGCCAAAAGCGUAACAUGGCAGCCCUCAAGCGUGCAGCCGCGACGAGAUGCCCGCUGCCGGACAGCGCCAAUGGUGCUCUGAUUGCCGACCUCCCCAUCGUGACGCGAGAUGUGGAAAGAGGCAGCAGUGGAGCAGCGUCACCUCUGUUUGCCAUGGUAGCGCCGUCGCCUGGUGUUACGCCCAAGGCUGGCUUUCUCCUCCCUUACGUGCUCAGCACCGGCACCUCCAUGACGACCCCGCCCACGCCUGUCUUGGCUGUCGCUGCAGGCGGCCAAGUGCAACCGUCGCCCCUGGACUGGUGUGGCACCAAAGCCCACACAUAUCCUCUGCCACUACAGGUGGCGCACGGGGCUGGCAGCGACGCGGUGCGUGCGUUGGCAGCGGCAGGUGCCGCAGCGGAAACAACUGGCAGCCCCGAAAUGGCAGACGUGGAGAUUGAUAAGUUGCCGUCACCUUCAUCCGGGGCCUUGAGCUUCCCUGUUCCAAUGGCCACGGCGCCACCACAGCACUGUGUGGGCGCAUCCGACGCUGGUGUGCCGCUUGCCGGCCAUCGCCUCUGUCCCAGGGGUGGUGACGGCAUAGACUCAGUGGUGUACUACCAACACACACAGCGUGGCUUAGUGCCGCCGCACCCCAGAACGUCAGCUGGCGCGGUUGCAGCGGCCGUGCUGGCGAGGAGUCCGGAAAAGGAGCAGCUGAUGCGCCGCUUACAAGCGGUGCUGAAGCACUCCGUCUCUGUGACAUCAUCGGUCCAGCCUUCUGCGUUGCCAUCCGCGGUUGCUGCGGAACGGCAGUUGUCCUUCUCCGACGGCGCUGCGUGGGGUACCGGAAAGGUGCAGGGACAACACUCUGCCGUCGGCAGCACCAGGACGCCAGUGUCAGCACUUGUGCGCUCGCCUCAGUCACCGCUGCAGAUCCAGCUGAUGUCACACUAUCCCAUACCGUUGCCAAGCACGACGAAGACGAACAACGCCUCUGACGGAUCAGCAAUCACGCGGCGUAGUGUAAGCUCGUCUGAGCACAAGAUCGGCGACACUCGUGGGGAUGUGGCCGGCGGCGUGGCAUGGGAUGGGUCGUGGGACUUCCUACAGCUCGCCACCGCCGCUGUCUCGGGGUGUCCACACACCUUCUCAAGCAAAGAUAUCAGCAGCGAACCAGUCACCUAUCACAGCGUGUCGCGCAGGACUGUACAGUCGAAGGACGCUGACGGUGACGGCGACAGCGACGAGGACAGCAGUGGCCUUCCUAGGUGUGAUCACAUGCCGAAGGAAGCCUACCGCGCUCACCGAUUUGUGGAUGGUAGCAACAAAACUGCCACCGUGACAACCGAAACGCCACCUGGUGGCCUCCGUGCCGGUGGCGGGUGGGACAUGGGCAGCUGCACGACAGCGAGAAACCCCUCCGCCUGGACGUACGCCAAGGAGAAGAUACCGCCAUCGUUUGUUGCCACGUCGUGGAUGCGUCCCCCACGCAGCCCCCCCGGCGUAGCGAUGCAGAGUGACUCUGCGUCCGACGGAUAUCCUCCAGGCCUCACGAAAAGCGACAUUGGCAACUUCAGCCGAGCUGAAGAAGAAGAGGCGCUGCGAGCACGCCGAAGGCAUUCGCUGGGUCGAAGAGGGGGUUUAACCGGUGGCCAACAGCAAUCUCAGCGCGAUGUCGGGGAGAGGCAGCCCUUUUCGGCUGACUUCACCUCAGCACACGCUGAGAAGCAGCAGCUGAUGCAGCGACUGCGCAUGGUACUCAGCCGUCCUGGUGAAUGA